Molecule: messenger RNA, 2374 nt
Organism: Nycticebus coucang (slow loris)
Lineage: Eukaryota; Metazoa; Chordata; Mammalia; Primates; Lorisidae
Gene: IFT54
Product: TRAF3 interacting protein 1
Exons: 17
Coding region: 105-2150 (681 amino acids)
Biological process (GO): intraciliary transport; regulation of microtubule cytoskeleton organization; cilium assembly
Cellular component (GO): axoneme; intraciliary transport particle B; centrosome
Molecular function (GO): microtubule binding
Source: RefSeq, a predicted model, not a curated record
CCCGAGCAGCGCGUCAAGGCGGGACCGGGCGGCGGCGGCCGGGCCGGCGGCGGCCAGGGACCCGGUCUUAGGCUCGGCCGGCCAGACGGGAGGCGGACGCCGCCAUGAACGCGGCGGUGGUGAGGCGGACGCAGGAGGCGCUGGGGAAGGUGAUCCGGAGGCCGCCGCUGACGGAGAAGCUGCUGAGCAAGCCCCCGUUCCGCUACCUGCACGACAUCAUCACCGAGGUGAUUAGAAUGACUGGUUUCAUGAAGGGCCUCUACACAGACACCGAGAUGAAGUCUGAUAAUGUGAAGGAUAAAGAUGCAAAAAUUAGCUUCCUGCAGAAGGCCAUAGAUGUGGUUGUAAUGGUUUCAGGAGAGUCAUUAUCAGCAAAACCAGCCCGAAUUGUGGCCGGGCAUGAGCCUGAAAAAACAAAUGAGCUGCUCCAGAUAAUUGGAAAAUGCUGUCUCAACAAGCUCUCCAGUGACGAUGCGGUGAAGAGAGUCUUAGCUGGAGAGAAGGGGGCUGUGAAAGGAAAGCCCUCAGUGACUUCACAGUCUCAAGAACUGGACAAUAAGAAUGUGAAAGAGGAGGAGUCCAGAGUUCAUAAAGAUAAAGAGGAUAGAAAAAACUCAGAAAUAAAAGAGAGAAGUACAAGCAGAGAGCGAAAACAGAAAGAAGAAUUGAAAGAAGAAAGCAAACCAAGAGAGAAGGAAAAAGACAAGGAGAAGGCCAAGGAGAACGACAGAGACAGACACAGGGAAGGGGAGCGAGAGAAAACCAAGUCUCGGGCCAGGCCGGAGCGAGACAGAGACAGAGGCAAAGAGUCGGACCGUGAGAAGGAGAGAGAGAAGAGGAGUGAGGGAGGGAAAGAGAAAGAGAGAUUGCGGGACAAGGACCGAGACAAAGGGAGGGACAGGGACAGACGGAGAGUGAGAAAUGGGGAGCACUCCCGGGACCUUGACAGGGAGCAGAGCAAAGAGCACGACAAGGUGGAGAGGAAGUCGGCAAGCUCAGGAGAAAUGUCUAAAAAGUUGUCAGAUGGAUCUUUUAAAGACUCCAAAGCUGAAACAGAGACUGAGAUUUCCAGUAGAUUAUCCAGGUCAUUGACAACGAAAACUUCAAAACGGCGUUCCAGAAAUUCGGUGGAAGGAAGGAAGGAGGAUAAUAUUUCAGCUAAAAUUUUAUACCCCAUAGUAUCUGGAUUAAAUAACGAACCAGAUCAGGAAACUACAACUUCAGAAAUAGGAACAAAAGAAGCUAACACUAACUCAGCUAGUAUUUCAGAUGAUAAUUCAACUAGCCUGUGGCGUGAGAAUAUUGAGCCAGACCCAGCAGUGAAGCAGAAAGGUGACUCCACCAGUGAUGCAGAAGGAGAAGUUGGACCUCCUGGUCGCGAGAAGCCUGAGGUGUCAGAGGAUUCAGAAAUCCCCAGUGAGCUUUCGUCCAGCGUGAGAAGAAUACCCCGGCCUGGGAGUGCCAGACCAGCUCCUCCUCGGGUCAAACGACAAGAAAGCAUGGAAGCAUUGCCAGUGGAUAGGACAGGAAGUGGUAAAACCGUCUCAAACGUGAUUAUCGAGUCACAGAAUUCUGACAACGAAGAGGAUGAUCAGUUUGUGGUGGAAGCUGACCCCCAGCUCUCCGAAAUGUCAGAAAUUGAAAUGGCACCUGCGGUGGAAUUAGAGGAGGAGGAGAAGCACGGUGGACUUGUGAAAAAAAUUUUGGAGACUAAGAAAGAUUAUGAGAAAAUGCAGCAAUCAUCCAGACCGGGAGAGAAGGAGAGAUCGCUGGUCUUUGAGUCAGCUUGGAAGAAGGAGAAGGACAUUGUUUCCAAGGAGAUAGAGAAGCUCCGCGUGUCCAUCCAGACCUUGUGCAAGAGCGCACUUCCCUUGGGGAAGAUCAUGGACUACAUCCAGGAGGACGUGGACGCCAUGCAGAACGAGCUGCAGCUGUGGCACAGCGAGAACAAGCAGCAUGCAGAGGACCUGCGGAAGGAGCAGAGUAUCACAGACUGUGCCGUGGAGCCCUUAAAGGUUGAGCUGGUGGAACUGGAGCAGCUGAUCAAAGACCAGCAGGACAAGAUCUGCGCUGUGAAGGCCAACAUCCUGAAGAACGAAGGGAAAAUCCAGAAAAUGGUGUAUAGUAUCAAUUUGACUUCGAGAAGGUGAACACUCAGAAGUUGGAGAUGAAAAGUCACCCAUCAGUUUUCAAAGGAAGAAGAAAAUCAUUGCUCAUUGAGUUCUAGUUUGUUGAGAAAGUGAACAGUUUACAAUGUUAACAUCCGACUAAUUUUCAGAGCUUUAAAGCUUUGAGCAUAUUGUGUCUAAAAAGACCAUGUUUUCUUACCUCCUUCCAGCUGGAGUGUUUGCUAGUUAUAAACAGCUCUUCCAAA